AUGCCCAUCGUUUGCCCUGACCUGUUCAAGAUGUAUCCACCGUUCAGGUGUCGCUGUGCGUAUCAUCUUCUCGCCAUACUUCCGAUCGAUCCAGAAGCGCGAAGAUCCAGAGAUAUAGGCUUGCAGCGCAUCCAGUUUAUCAUCAGGAUACCGUUGACAGAGAUUCAUCGUAAACAUACGUCGCCGCUUGCCACCACCGAACGCCGCAUGCUUGGUGUUAUGGUUAAACAGGACCAGAUCCCCGGGGGUUGUCUCAAAGACCGUCGCUGGGACAUCCUUACCGUGUAUUUCCCAAAAGUCCUGGCUCUUUCCAGCCUGCUUAGAGAGGGCAUCCGCAUAGUUAUCGCCGAAGAGAUGGCUUCCCGGAAUAACGCGAAGCGCGCCAGUAUCGCGAGUCAGUGGAUCGAGAUAAAGCGCAAUCUUGAUGUGCAUCGGAUCUUCCAACCUAUGCCCACCAUCUGA
Messenger RNA from Geodia barretti, 462 nucleotides. The record is from the annotation of a GenBank genome assembly. Lineage: Eukaryota; Metazoa; Porifera; Demospongiae; Tetractinellida; Geodiidae.